UAUUUGGAAAUAUUUCGAAAAACACACAGCAAUAAACGCAAAACAGUUGCUGCACUUGCCCCCUCUGUGAGUGUGCAACGUGUUUUAACCAGCCACGACACUGCAUAAAUUGGCAAAGCAAUUCUCUCGAAUCAUUCGCCGCACAUCAAAGAUGAUCCUGCAUUCUAGUCCGCCACGGGGCCUGGCUCUGUUGUUCCUGCUGCUGCACACGUUGACCCUUGGAGGCGCCUUCUAUUUGCCCGGCCUGGCACCGGUUAACUUUUGUAAGACAAUCGAAGUGUCCACGACAUGCAAGUCGGAUGUAAUCUUGUAUGUUAAUCGCCUAAAUACUGAGGAAUCGGUCAUACCCUAUGAAUAUCAUCAUUUUGAUUUCUGUCUGGGCAAAGAGGAGAACUCCCCCGUCGAGAAUCUGGGACAGGUGGUCUUUGGCGAGCGAAUACGCCCGGGUCCCUAUAAAAUCCAGUUCCUGGAGAAUCAGCAAUGUUCUGUGGCCUGCACCAAGGAGUACAAGGGUGGUGAUCCCAUCAGCAAUCGUCGCAUGAUGGUCCUGAAGAAAGGCAUCAGCCUGAACUAUCAACAUCAUUGGAUUGUGGACAAUAUGCCGGUGACCUGGUGCUAUCCGUUGGAGAAUGGCAAACAAUACUGUGGCACUGGGUUCCCCAUGGGCUGCCUCGUGCGCACCGAUGGCGAGGGCUGUCCCAUCAACUCUAUUUACAAUCAGCCCAUGCACUACUAUCCCUUCAAUCAUGUGGAUCUGGAGAUCACCUAUCACAGUGGGCAACUCGAGGACUGGGGCAUUGGUUUUGGCAACAGUGGACGUAUCAUUUCCGUAAAGGUCACACCCAAAUCGAUCAAGCACACCGAUCCGAAGGCUCCGAACUGCCUGAGCACCGAGCCGCUGGCCAUAAGCGAAACCUCACUGAAGACCGGCGAGCAGCUGAACAUUGUGUACACGUACAGCGUCAAGUUUGUGAAGAACGAUGCCAUUAAGUGGUCGUCACGCUGGGAUUACAUUCUAGAGUCCAUGCCCCAUACGAAUAUCCAGUGGUUCUCCAUCCUUAAUUCCCUGGUGAUUGUGCUCUUCUUGAGCGGUAUGGUGGCAAUGAUAAUGCUGCGCACUCUGCACAAGGACAUAGCCAGAUACAAUCAGAUGGACAGCGGCGAGGAUGCCCAAGAGGAGUUCGGCUGGAAGUUGGUCCAUGGCGAUGUCUUUAGGCCGCCACGCAAGGGCAUGCUUCUGUCUGUAUUCCUGGGCUCUGGCAUUCAGGUGCUCGUUAUGUCUAUGAUUACAUUGGCCUUUGCCUGUCUGGGCUUCUUGUCGCCGGCCAAUCGUGGUGCUUUGAUGACCUGCUCGAUGGUUUUGUUCGUUUCGUUGGGCACACCCGCUGGUUAUGUCUCGGCGCGCAUUUACAAGAGUUUUGGCGGUCUCAAGUGGAAGAGUAAUGUGAUUCUAACCUCGAUUGUGUGUCCCGGUGUUGUCUUCUCUCUGUUCUUUGUGAUGAAUCUGGUGCUAUGGUUUGAGAAUAGCUCGGGUGCUGUGCCAUUUAGCACAUUGGUUGCCCUGCUAGCCCUCUGGUUUGGCGUCUCAGUGCCACUGACAUUUGUUGGUGCCUAUUUCGGUUUCCGCAAACGCGCUUUGGAGCAUCCGGUGCGCACCAAUCAGAUACCACGACAGAUACCCGAUCAAUCGAUUUACACACAACCGAUACCCGGCAUCGUUAUGGGCGGCGUGCUGCCUUUUGGCUGCAUUUUCAUACAGCUCUUCUUCAUACUGAGCUCACUGUGGUCCAGUCAGAUGUACUAUAUGUUUGGUUUCCUUUUCCUGGUCUUUCUUAUACUGGUCAUCACGUGCUCGGAGACAACCAUUUUGCUGUGCUAUUUCCAUCUAUGUGCCGAGGAUUAUCAUUGGUGGUGGCGCUCCUUUCUCACAUCGGGUUUCACGGCUGUCUAUCUGUUCAUCUACUGCUGUCACUACUUCAUCACGAAGCUCUCGAUCAAGGAUAGUGCCUCGACGUUCCUGUACUUUGGCUAUACGGCCAUUAUGGUAUUCCUGUUCUUUUUGCUUACCGGCACAAUUGGUUUCUUUGCGUGCUUCUGGUUCAUACGGAAGAUCUACAGCGUGGUCAAGGUGGAUUAAAUUAAAUGCAUGUGGAUGACAGUGAGGAUGAUGAUGAGAA
Drosophila persimilis is the source of this 2177-nucleotide messenger RNA. It is a transcript of the gene TM9SF2, whose product is annotated as transmembrane 9 superfamily member 2. Gene Ontology annotation, cellular component: membrane. The record is from RefSeq and is a predicted model, not a curated record. Gene Ontology annotation, biological process: protein localization to membrane. Bases 152 to 2137 code for a protein of 661 amino acids. The transcript has 5 exons. Lineage: Eukaryota; Metazoa; Arthropoda; Insecta; Diptera; Drosophilidae.